AGAAAAGUUUUAAAAAUGUGGCAGUUUAUGGACCAGUCUGAUAUUGAGACCAUGAGGAGCCUGAAGGACGCUAUGGCCCAGCACGAGUCCUCUUGUGAGUACAGAAAGGUGGUGACGCGUGCGCUGCACAUCCCUGGCUGUAAGGUGGUUCCGUUCUGUGGGGUGUCUCUGAAGGAGCUCUGUGAAGUGCUCGACGGCGCCUCCGGCCUCGUGAAGCUUUGCCCACGGUACAAUUCCCGAGAGGAAACUUUAGAGUUCGUAGCAGAUUACAGUGGACAAGAUAAUUUCUUACAACGAGUGGGACAAAAUGGCUUAAAGAAUUCGGAGAAGGAGUCCACUGUCAACAGCAUCUUUCAGGUCAUCCGCAGCUGCAGUCGAAGUCUGGAGACAGAGGAGGAGGACAGCCCCGGUGAAGGGAACAGCUCCAGGAAAAGUUCCCUGAAGGACAAAACCUGA
Messenger RNA from Callithrix jacchus (white-tufted-ear marmoset), 456 nucleotides. Lineage: Eukaryota; Metazoa; Chordata; Mammalia; Primates; Cebidae. The record is from RefSeq and is a predicted model, not a curated record.